AAAUGUAGUCCAUGCGACUGUGACAUCACAGGAAGCGGCCCAGGAAAUCCUUUUCGGAUUUCGGUCGCCAAAGGAGGGUCUUUUCCAAAGUUGAGUGAGAGUCCAGCUCUGCUCUACAAUCCUGUUGCAUCUCUGACAUGGAGGCCUAACAGCUGUCCAGUCCACUCGGUUUCUCAGUCGCAUCUCUACUGCAGGCAGCCAGAACUAAUCUAGGAAGAGUAACUAUCACACAGGGAGUCCAGGAAUACCUUCGCACAGACUUCUGGUAAAUGUAGUCCAUGCGACUGUGACAUCACAGGAAGCGGCCCAGGAGAUCCUUUUCCGGCCUUCGGUCACCUCAGGAGGGUCUUUCUCAACGUUGGGCGAGAGUCCAGCUCUGCUCUACAAUCCUGUUGCAUCUCUGACAUGGAGGAAAUACUGUCCUUCUGGGAUGUGGCCAUUGAUUUCUCUGCAGAAGAGAGGAAAUGCCUGGAGCCUGCUCAGUGGAAUUUGUACAGGGAUGUGAUGUUGGAGAAUUAUAGCAACCUUGUGUUCCUUGGUCUUGCUGAGUCUAAGCCACACCUGGUGACACUUUUGGAGCAAAGACAAGAAUCUUCAGAUGUGAAGAGACAAGCAGCAGCCAACAUGCAGCCAGGAACAACACCCAAUGAUGAUAACGUUUACAGCAAGGCCAUUGAUUGUAACUCCCUAUAUAAUCAGCACCAGAGAAUUCAUACAAGGGAAAAAUCCUACAAGUGUGAAGAAUGUGGCAAAUCAUUUCACUAUCCUUCAAAGCUGAAGCAACAUCAAAGAAUUCAUUCUGGAGAGAAACCCUACAAGUGUGAAGAGUGUGGCAAAUCAUUUCACUAUCCUUCAAAGAUGAAGCAACAUCAAAGAAUUCAUUCUGGAGAGAAACCCUACAAGUGUGGAGAAUGUGGCAAAUCAUUUCACUAUCCUUCAAUUCUGAAGCAACAUCAAAGAAUUCAUUCUGGAGAGAAACCCUACAAGUGUGAAGAGUGUGGCAAAGCUUUUCAUGUUCCUUCAGUCCUUCGGGAACAUCAACGAAUUCAUAGUGGAGAGAAACCCUACAAAUGUGAAGAGUGUGGCAAAUGUUUUUCUUCAUCUUCAUGCCUUAGACGACAUCAAACAAUUCACUCUGAAGACUCUCUCUACAAGUGUGAAGAGUGUGGCAGAUGUUUUUGCUCAUCUUCGUCCCUUAGACAACAUCAAACAUUCCAUUCUGAAGACUAUCCCUAUAAGUGUGUAGAAUGUGGCAAAAGGUUUUCCUGUUCUGCAAGCCUUCAGGAACAUCAAACAGUUCACACUGGAGAGAAACCACACAAGUGUGAAGAAUGUCACAAAGCGUUUCAUUAUCACUCAUCCCUUAGGAGACACAAGAGAGUUCAUACUGGAGAGAAGAACUCCUUCCAGUGUGAAGAGUGUGGCAAAUGUUUUUCCUCAUUUUCAUACCUUAGACAACAUAAAGCAAUUCACUCCAAAGACAAUCCCUGCAAGGGUGAAGAGGGUGGCAAAAGUUUUUCCCAUUCUGCAAAGCUUCAGAAACAUCGUACAACUCAUAGUGCAGAGAGAUCAUACAAGUGUGAAGAAUGUCACAAAGCCUUUCGUUAUCAAUCAGGCCUUGAGAACCACAAGGCAGUUCAUAUUCAAGAGAAACUCCACACGAGUGAACUGAGUGGAAAAGAAUUAACUAAGACUGCUUUCCUCAUUGAGGACAAGGCAGCUCAUAUUGCAGAGAAAGCCUACAAGUGUGAAGAGUGUGAAAAGUGUUUUUCCUCACCUUUAGCCCUUAGACGACAUCAAACAAUUCAUUCUGAAAACAAUCCCCACACGUGUGCAGAGUGUGGCAAAAGGUUUUUCUGCUCUGCACGCCUUCAACAACAUCAGAUGGUUCAUACUGGAGAGAAACCAUACAAGUGUGAGGAGUGUGGCAAGUGUUUUGGCUCAACUUCAUAUCUUAGACGACAUCAAGAAAUCCAUGCUGACAACAAUCCCAACAAGUGUGAAGUGUGUGGCAAAAGGUUUUCCUCUGUUACAAACCUUCAAGAACAUCAGACAAUUCAUACUGGGGAGAAAUCAUGCAGGUGUGAAGAGUGUGGCAAAUGUUUUUACUUAUCUUCAUCCCUUCGACGACAUCAAGCAAUUCAUUCUAAAGAUAAUCCCUACAUGUGUACAGAAUGUGACAAAGGGUUUUCCUGUUUAUCAUACCUUCAAGAACAUCAGAAAACUCAUACUGGGGAGAAAGCAUUCAAGUGUGGAGAGUGUGACAAAUGUUUUUACUUUUCUUCAUCUCUUCGGCGACAUCAAUUAAUUCACUGUAAAGACAAUCCUUACAAGUGUGAAGAGUGUGGCAGAUGUUUUUCUUCAUCUUUAUCCCUUAGAGGACAUCAAACAAUCCAUUCUGAACAUAAUCCUUAUACAUGUGUACAAUGUGGCAAACGAUAUUCCUGUUCUAGGAGUCUACAGGAACAUCAAACAAUUCAUACUGGAGAGAAACCAUAUAAGUGUGAAGAAUGUGGCAAAGCCUUUCAUUAUCACUCAUCCCUUAGGAAACACAAGAGAGUUCAUACUGGAGUGAAACCCUACCAGUGUGAAGAAUGUCACAAAACCUUUUGUUAUGACUCAUCCCUUUGGAAACACAAGGGAAUUCAUACUGGAGAGAAACCCUACCAGUGUGAAGAAUGUCACAAAACCUUUUGUUAUGACUCAUCCCUUUGGAAACACAAGGGAAUUCACACUGGAGAGAAACCCUACAAGUGUGAAGAAUGUCACAAAGCUUUUCAUUAUCACUCAUCCCUUGGGGAACACAAGAAAGUCCAUACUGGAGAGAAACCGUACCAAUGUGAAGAGUGUGACAGAUGUUUUUCCUCAUCUUCAGCACUUAAUCGACAUAAAAAAAAGAAAAUUCCUUCUGAAGACAAUCCCUAAAAGUGUGGAGAUUGUGGCAGAGACUUUGCUAAUCUUUAUAUCCUUAUUCAACACAUCAUAUUGUUCAUAUGGGAGAGAAAUCCUACAAAUGUCUUAAAUAGUUUACUUGUUCAAUCCUUAAAACACAUCAUAUGAUUCAUUCUAUGAAUGUGAAAUGUGAUAAAAUCUUUUGUACCAAUACA
Molecule: messenger RNA, 3107 nt
Organism: Peromyscus maniculatus bairdii (prairie deer mouse)
Lineage: Eukaryota; Metazoa; Chordata; Mammalia; Rodentia; Cricetidae
Biological process (GO): regulation of DNA-templated transcription
Source: RefSeq, a predicted model, not a curated record